Rhinichthys klamathensis goyatoka is the source of this 1013-nucleotide messenger RNA. RefSeq names its product Spi-C transcription factor (Spi-1/PU.1 related) (gene spic). Gene Ontology annotation, biological process: cell differentiation; regulation of transcription by RNA polymerase II. Lineage: Eukaryota; Metazoa; Chordata; Actinopteri; Cypriniformes; Leuciscidae. The transcript has 5 exons. The coding region runs from base 118 to 930 and encodes 270 amino acids. Gene Ontology annotation, molecular function: DNA-binding transcription factor activity, RNA polymerase II-specific; sequence-specific DNA binding. Gene Ontology annotation, cellular component: nucleus. The record is from RefSeq and is a predicted model, not a curated record.
AACAGAAGUCCUUCUACAAUUUAUCUGUCCACUUAUAAUCACUGAGACAUAGAGGGUAUUACCAGUUCAAACAGUUGAGAUCUACAUAGAUGAAGUGUUAGGUUUUCCAAGGCCAGAAUGGUGAGUUCUUUGACUCAGGGGUCUCUUGAAAAUGACAUCAAUCAAGAUUUUCAAGAUGCCAUUGAUGUAAUUCAGCGUCAUUCUCAGACACGGCACUAUGACACGGAAAAUAAAUCCUAUGAGAAUUUGGAAAGUCAACAGUCUUCUGUGAGACAUGCCAUCUCUUACUAUCAGUUCACACCUCAUUUUGAGCCUCCAGGAUCAAUGUAUGACUGGAAUGAAUCCUCACCAUGGUCUCACAUUGUGCCAGAUGUGUCUCUGGGGCCACUGUGUUCUGCUGAGCCUCCGGUAUUUUACUCAAAUUUACCACAGCGCCACGGAAAAGGUCGUAAGAAGUUACGGUUAUACGAAUAUCUGCACGAGGCUCUUCACGACGACAACAUGGGUGACUCCAUUCAGUGGACGGACCGAGGUAGCGGCAUCUUCCAUUUCAUCUCGAAAAAUAAAGAGAAACUGGCCGAGUGCUGGGGUCAGCGAAAGGGCAACCGCAAGACCAUGACCUACCAGAAAAUGGCACGCGCUCUCCGCAACUAUAGCCGCACGGGCGAGAUUGUGAAGGUGCGUCGCAAGCUCACCUAUCAGUUUAAUCCAGCUAUACUGCAGCGACUGAGCUCACUGUCAGGCUACAGCUCGGGCCCUUCGUCCAGAGACAUGGCCCUUCAUCAGCAAGGCUCUGCUGAGCACGUGUACUACAGCUCUCCUCUCCCGGACUGUCAUUACUGGUACGGCCAAUACUCUUACCAGGGCGAGUAUGAUCUUGCUACUGUACUGACAGUGCAUGAGGAUCCCAAAAUAGGCGUUUCUGUAUAGUGAUUUUCAAAAGAGCUGAUUCCUAACAUUCCAUAAAUUAAAAAUUUUACUCUCUCUGUCUAUUUAAGAUUGGAGAUGCUUUG